UGCGAACCCAUUUAAACUAGAUAUUCAACGUUAAACAUUGAAAUAUUGACUCACCAAAGUACUCCUGGCUCAAGCAUGUCUAGCAUUCAACACUGUGAAAAUGUCGAAGCCCAACUCCCCGCAUACUUGCCGCCGGGAGUCCUGAGACCCAUCACCCCAGUGGCUACCUCGCGUUAUGGCAAGUCCUCCAGCCUCUAUUCUUAUCACACUGUCAUACCACCAGGGUCCUGCAGCGCUCCGAGUUCUCUUGACAGCAAUUCGAAUUGGGACUCGUAUCCGCAUCCUGAAGGCCAGCGGUACUUCCAUAAGAGGCUCACAAGCUACGAUGUCGUCACAGAAGCGAAUGUUUGCAGGCAAGAGACCGAGCACCGGGUGACUGGCUGCCUCAAGUAUAUCGAUGACACGAUCUUCCAGCAGCAAAUUACAGUCCCGCCAAAGUCCGAGCUCUUCAUUGAGCUUGAUUUGGAUGAAUCAAUAUUCUCCUGUGCCUACUACUUUGUCGAUCAUGAUACCCACCGUAUCUUCUGGCUUGAGCACAUAUCUACGGAAGCCCUUGAUAUAGGCACCAUAGUAUCUAGCUCCCAUCUCGAUACUGCUUUUGAAAGGCUGUAUUGGGUACAUGUUGAAUUCUUCCCGAUGCACAUGCACGCCCAGAUUUCACCCAAGGUGGUGGAUGAUCUGAUUGGCGUCAUGUCUCAUGGUGCAGCAGAUCGAUUGACCUCUCGGUCGUCCACCUUUCCCUACACUGCGGAAAGGUGUAGUCAGCUACUAGAGCUCCUUUCUCUCCAACGAGGUCGAGCCCUUGAUGGGCAUACAUUAUGUUUUGUCGCUCGCUUAUGGGGUGCAAUAGAAAACCAGCGCUUCAUGACGUAUUACGGGCAAGAAAAUGCCCAGUUAGACAGGUUGCAAAUAAUGACCCCAGAGGAAGACAUUGAUCACGAAUGGGUGCAAUCGCUCGCAAACCCGGCUCUGUGGGGAAUCCCCGGCCGCUACUUUUCUGAGCUCCACGAGUUGUUCGCAAACGAGCAAGUGUUCGUCGAUCAAUGGCAAAUAUUCAUGACCUCUUGUAUCACGGAAUGGAACACAGCCGUAGUUUGGACAUUCCCAGUAAUAAUUGCCACCAUCCUCUCUUGCCUUUUAUCUCGUGCUUCGAUGUCAUCUGCCCUGCCAGCGAUUCUUUCAGCGUCUGGAAGCCUCGCCACCGGCUCGAUCCUGCUCCUAAAGCACCACGGCCUAGAGGACGCCACUGCAUCUUUUGCCGCACGCUAUCUAAGAGCCGCAAAAUCACACUCAAUUGGAAUGCUCCCCUCAGCCAUUGUAUUCAGUCUUCCAAAAGGCCUCUAUCUAUGGAGUAUCGUCUUCAUGGUGGCCCACUUUCUUCUCCUCGCCUCGCACGUGGUCGGCGGAUUCGCCAUGUUUGCGGGCGCAUGCUUUUUGGUGUUGCUUGUUUGGGCAGCUUUAUAUGUCACCUCUCCAGAUGAGUACGACCAAAGCUCUUUACUCAGUAAAAUACUCUGUCGCUGGCAUUCAAUUCAAGGAGAUCCUCGAGAGGAUGGGUCCUCCGUAUGACGGUGGCACCUGUCCCUCCCCUGCCCUAGUAGUAGGAAGGGGUUCGAGAGGUGUGCUGGCGCCAGCACAAACACUUGUAUUUUAUAUAAUGUACAUGUGCCGCACGCGCGCCCUUGGAAUAUAAGA
Suillus clintonianus is the source of this 1695-nucleotide messenger RNA. RefSeq lists its product as uncharacterized. The transcript is spliced from 11 exons. Bases 76 to 1569 code for a protein of 497 amino acids. NCBI's taxonomy places the organism in Eukaryota, Fungi, Basidiomycota, Agaricomycetes, Boletales, Suillaceae. The record is from RefSeq and is a predicted model, not a curated record.